Molecule: messenger RNA, 3817 nt
Organism: Apis dorsata (giant honeybee)
Lineage: Eukaryota; Metazoa; Arthropoda; Insecta; Hymenoptera; Apidae
Gene: Ser
Product: protein jagged-1
Exons: 7
Coding region: 168-3779 (1203 amino acids)
Biological process (GO): Notch signaling pathway; establishment or maintenance of epithelial cell apical/basal polarity; heterophilic cell-cell adhesion
Cellular component (GO): protein-containing complex; plasma membrane
Molecular function (GO): calcium ion binding; Notch binding
Source: RefSeq, a predicted model, not a curated record
AUAUAUAUAUAUAUAUAAAAUAGGAAAGGAUUACGCAGGAAGGAUUUUUUUCGUUCGAUCGAAAAAUUUUUAGUUAGGAGAGGAGGUGGAGAAGAGCUAGAGAAGGAGGUGACCCAUCCACGGGGGGAAUGGUGAUGCGGUAGUCGAGGGAUUCCUCGAGGAAAGACAUGAGGGCGGCCGCCGCCUACGUCCUGUUCCUUGCCCACCUCAUACAGGCGACAAACGCGAGCGGAUUCUUCGAGGUGCAAAUCCUCUCGCUGACGAACAACAGGGGCACCCUGGUGGACGGUAGGUGUUGCGGCGGGGGAGGCGAUGGCGGAGGAAAAGGAGAAUUACCACCGUGCACGACACCGUGCUCGACGGCCUUCUGGCUCUGCUUGAAGGAAUACCAGUCGAAUGUCACAGCCAUAGGCUCGUGUAGCUUUGGCAACGUAUCUAGUCACGCCCUCGGCCAAAACACCUUCACCCUCAGCGAACCGGUCACCCUACAACUGCACUUCACCUUCCGAUGGACGAGGCAAUUCACGCUUAUCCUGCAAGCGAGAGACGAGGCGAGCACAGGCGUGAUCGAGGAAGCAAGUUUCAGCGGCAUUGUCCUGCCAGGACCCACGUGGCACACUCUCAAUCAUGAAGGGAGAAACGCUCAUCUAGCUUAUCGCGUUCGGGUCCAGUGCGCGGAUCAUUAUUACAACGCGACCUGCACGAAGUUCUGCAGGCCAAGGAACGACAUAUUCGGCCAUUACACCUGCGACGAGAACGGCGACAAGGUGUGCAUACAGGGUUGGAAAGGCGCCGACUGUGAGAUAGCGGUGUGCAAGGAGGGUUGCCACCCCGUUCACGGUCACUGCAACGUCAGCGGCGAAUGCAAAUGUCGACACGGUUGGCGCGGUGAACUCUGCGACCAAUGCACCCCCUACCCUGGCUGCAAGCAUGGAUAUUGCAACGGUUCCAGUUGGCAGUGUAUCUGCGACACGAAUUGGGGCGGCAUCCUCUGCGACCAGGACCUCAAUUAUUGCGGCACUCACGAACCCUGUCAAAACGGUGGGACGUGCGAGAACACGGCGCCGGACCAGUACAAAUGCACCUGCCCCGAGGGAUUCUCGGGACCGACCUGCGAGAAGGUGGACAACCCCUGCGCCUCCAACCCUUGCGCCAACGGAGCGACCUGCAGGGAACUCGGUGAGAGCGCGCAUUGCGAGUGCGCCCCUGGAUUCUCAGGCCCUUACUGCGCGACGGAUAUAGACGAGUGCGCCUCCCAACCUUGCCAANNNNGCGGCACCUGCGUCGACGGGAAGAACGAAUUUGUGUGCAAUUGUCCACCGGCCUGGCAGGGAGUGCUUUGCCAAUUCGACGUGGAUGAGUGCGCCCUGAAGGAAUCCCCCUGCAAAAAUUCGUUGACCUGUGUGAAUCUUGCCGGUGAUUACAAAUGUCGCUGCAGAAGUGGCUUCACGGGGAAGAACUGCACGAAGAACAUCAACGAUUGCAUCGGCCAAUGCCAACACGGGGCAUUGUGCAUCGAUCUGGUCGACGAUUAUCACUGCAGCUGCACCGCCGGCUAUUCGGGCAAGGAUUGCGACGUGGACAUCGACGAGUGCGCCUCGAAACCGUGCCAGAACGGUGGCGAGUGCAGAGACCUGGUGAACGCGUACGAGUGCGUCUGCCCUGUCGGUUUCACCGGAUACCAAUGCGAGAUCGACAAGGAUCAUUGCAGCCCGAACCCAUGCAGAAAUUCGGCGCCUUGUUUCAACACGCAGACAGAUUACUACUGCCACUGUCCGGAACAAUGGCAAGGGAAGAAUUGUUCCGAGCCAGCCUCCCAUAAUCCGCAAUUCGGCAUGAUGGACGAGGAGUCCGGGUGCGGGAGUGAGGGAACACCAUGCGGCGGCAGAGGCAGAUGCAGCGGUGGCAGAUGCAUUUGUGACGCCGGGUAUACGGGGAUGCAUUGUCACGAGAACAUCAACGAUUGCAGGGGUAAUCCUUGUUUGAACGGUGGCACGUGUGUCGAUUUGGUUAACUCGUUCCAGUGUAUCUGUAGAGAGGGAUGGACUGGAGAUCUGUGCGAUCAAGACGUGGACGAGUGUACGAACUCACCCUGCCGCAACAACGGCACCUGCGUGGACGGUGUCGCAGACUUCACCUGCAUCUGCAGAGGUGGAUGGAAGGGCAAAACCUGUACUCUUCGCGCGGGACACUGCGAACCAGGUACCUGUCGCCACGGUGGAACUUGCCAAGAUCGCGGAGAUGGAUUCACUUGUCACUGUCCACCAGGUUGGGAGGGAGCAGCAUGCCACAUAGCAUCUCCAGCGUGCGCGAGCAAUCCUUGCGAGAACGGAGCUACCUGCGUGAACACCGCCGAUGGGAAUUACAGAUGCGUCUGUCGCGAAGGUUUCGAGGGUCCGAAUUGCCGUCGAGACGUGGACGAUUGCCAGCCAUUGCCUUGCUUGAACGGGGGUAAAUGCGUGGACGGGAUCAACUGGUUCAGAUGCGAGUGCGCGCCAGGCUUCACCGGUCCAGAUUGUCGUAUAAACGUGAACGAAUGCGCCAGCGACCCCUGCANCACUGGAUCCACGUGCGUGGACGGUAUAGCGAGUUAUACUUGCAUUUGCCCGCCAGGAAGGACCGGGGCACGCUGCGAGAUUCGUACAGCAGGUGGACCAGGAUGCCCGGUAGCUAGUUGGGACGACGAUUGCAACGUGUGCGAAUGUCGUAACGGGAAGAACCAAUGCAGCAAUAUCUGGUGCGGUCCUGGGAACUGUCUGAACGGUACAUCGUGUCUGGCUCACGAAGUGUGCGUGCCCAGCCCGAACGAAAGCUGUCUAGCUCCACCGUGUCCAGCAUGGGGCGAAUGUCGCCCCGUGGAGACUGGAAGAAGAGUAGGACCGCCCGCUCUGCCCGCGCCGCCUUCCUGUUGGCCUGGACAAGCCACGCCGGGCCCAACCUGUUCCAGGCUCACCAUCCUGUUAAGAAGAGACACUCUGGCCGCCAGUACAUCGGUAGAAAUCCUCUGUAGACGGUUGAGAAAACUGCUGUCCGAUCCGAGAAGGCCACAGUCGAUCGUUCUUCUGUGCGAUCUUAAACCUGGUGAUAACGAUACAGUGGAAGUGACCAUAUUCUCGGAAGCAGCCGCGGAUGCGGCCAGAGAUCUAGGCGAAGCCCUUAGCAGACCCCUGGGCAGACCACUCGCUCUGGCCUCCGUGCUCGAGGUCAAAGUGGAGACGGCCUUGCUCAGCGAACCGAGUUCCGUAAACUCGAGCAGCGCGGGGAGCUACGUGGCCGUCCUCGGUGGAGCUCUGGCGACCGUUUUGGUCUUGGCUUUGUUCGGUGGGCUGUGGUAUCUUCGAACGGUCAGGCAAAGAUCCAGUCUGACCGCGACGACCAGCAGCGAGACAUCGUUGCAUCGACACCGCAGCGAUUUGGACGAAAAGUCGAACAAUCUUCAAAACGAGGAGAAUCUUAGGAGAUACGCGAAUCCUUUGAAAGAGCAGGAUCAAGGAGAACCAAGAGUGUCCGUGGUGAGACCUCUGUCUGGAACUUCGUUGGGCGCGCUGGGUGCAACAGAAGAGAGUUUGGAAAUGGUCUCGGACGAGAGUAGACAUCGGUUGCCACCACUUUACAAAGCUCCCAGCGCAGAAGCCAGGAACAAUACCGCUAGUUUUACGUACGAGGAAGGGCCUCAUAAACCGUACAGCAAACCUAGAUUGCAGGAGCCGACGUAUUCUCAGCAAGGGAGCAGCGGUCAGACAUCGGGACCGCAUCAAGUACUGACGGUACACGUGUAACGCGACAGACUCGCGGAUGUUUCGUGAAAAAUUUCACU